Messenger RNA from Microthlaspi erraticum, 1380 nucleotides. Lineage: Eukaryota; Viridiplantae; Streptophyta; Magnoliopsida; Brassicales; Brassicaceae. The record is from the annotation of a GenBank genome assembly.
AUGAGAAAUACAGAGCUUAUCUUCAUCCCAGCACCGACUCUUGGCCAUCUUGUUCCGUUUCUUGAAUUAGCUAAGCGACUCAUUGACCAGGAUGAUAGGAUCCGUAUCACCAUCCUCUUGAUGAAGCUACAAGGUCAGUCUCAUCUGGAUACUUAUGUUGAGUCAAUUGCGUCGUCUCAGCCCUUUGUUAGAUUCAUUGAUGUCCCUGAGUUAGAAGAGAAACCAACACUAAACAAUGUUGUGGAGAAAAAUAUUCCUCUUGUGAGACAUAUAAUCAUGGGUAUGUUAUCUUCUCCUGAACUGGAUGGAGUUACAGUCAAGGGUGUAGUUGCUGAUUUUUUCUGUCUCCCCAUGAUCGACAUCAUAAAAGAUCUAGGUCUAUCUUUUUAUGUGUUCUUGACGACGAAUUCCGGUUUCUUAGCUAUGAUGCAGUAUCUAGCUGAUAGACAUAGUAAAGAUCCCUCGGUUUUCGUUAGAGAUUCUGAAGAAAUGUUGUCGAUUCCUGGCUUUGCAAACCCUGUUCCAGCAAAAGUUCUUCCUGCAGCUCUGUUUCUUGAAGACGAUUAUGAAACUUUUGUUAAACUUGGAAUCUUGUUUACCAAGGCAAAUGGAAUCCUAGUGAAUAGCUCGUUUGAUAUUGAGCCUUACUCUGUGAGUUAUUUUCUUAAUGAACAUGAUUACCCUUCUGUUUAUGCUGUUGGCCCCAUAUUUGGCUUGAAGGCGCAGCCUCAUGCAGACCAGGACCUUGCUCGUCGAGACGAGUUGAUGAAAUGGCUUGAUGAUCAGCCUGAGGCAUCGGUUGUAUUCCUUUGUUUUGGGAGUAUGGGUGGGUUAAGAGGUCGUCUAGUGAAGGAAAUAACUCGUGGACUUGAGCUUUGUCAGUCCAGGUUCCUCUGGUCACUCCGCACUGAUGAGGUGACAAACGAUGAUGAUCUCUUGCCGGAGGGAUUCAUUGACCGCGUCAAGGGACGCGGAAUGGUAUGCGGUUGGUCUUCUCAGGUGGAGAUAUUGGCCCACAAGGCAGUGGGAGGUUUUGUGUCGCACUGUGGAUGGAACUCAAUAGUUGAGAGUUUGUGGUUUGGUGUGCCUAUAGUGACAUGGCCAAUGUAUGCAGAGCAACAGCUCAACGCGUUUCUGAUGGUUAAGGAACUGAAGCUAGCAGUGGAGAUGAGGCUUGAUUACAGGAUUGAUAGUGAUGAGCUUGUAAGUGGAAACGAGAUUGAGACUGCGAUUCGCUGUGUAAUGGACAAAGAUAAUAAUUUGGUGAGGAAGAGAGUGAUGGAUGUCUCUCAGAUGGCUCGGAAAGCUAUGUUGCCUGGUGGAUCUUCGUAUUUGGCUACUGAGAAAUUCAUACAAGACGUUAUUGGACACAAGGCUUAA